GAUUGUUUCAGUCUGGAACUUCUUGCACCCAUGACCUGGAUCUUCCAUCCUACUUGAGCAAGCCACGAUGCCAGCUACACGCAAGGUUGUCCCUCGCAAGCGCGCUCAGUCAUCCAAUGAAGAUUCAGAGCCCGAAUCUCUUCACAGCGACGCGCUCGAUGACCUGCCGCCCAAGAAACGCACGCGCUCUUCCAAUCCUAAGUCCAGCUCACCUUCAAAACCCAAGCCCAAGCGUAGGACACGCAAAGCCAAGGAAGAUGAUGUCAAGGAUGAAGAGGAUGUAGAUGGUAGCGACGUAGACCUGAAGGAGGGGCAGCAAGUCGUGGGUCGCGUUGUGCAAGCUCCAAAGACAGGCUGGGUGCCUCCUGGUCAGAUUUCACAGAACACGCUUGAUUUUCUAGCGCAACUCAAGGACCCUGCAUGUAACGACCGCGAAUGGUUCCCGGUUUACCGUCGCGUAGAAAAGGAAUUCAAGGACUUCAUCGAGGCGUUCACUAAUAUGCUCACAGAUGUCGACUUCCAGAUCCCCCCAUUGCCUCCCAAAGAUGUCAUCCACCGCAUAUAUAGAGAUGUCCGCUUCAGCAACGAUAAAACACCGUACAAGAAGGGACUAUCUGCGAGUUUUUCGAGGAGUGGCAGGAAGGGGAUUUUUGCGUUUUUAAAGCCGGGUGACGAGAGCGUCAUCGCUGCAGGUGCAUGGUGUCCUGCUAAGAACGAACUUGCGACUCUCAGAAACCACCUACUUCGCUCCACACCCGCCGCUAAGACUCUGCACACGAUCCUUUCUUCUGAAGCAUUUACUACCCAUUUCGGCCCUCCCCGCCCACACCCGCAUGGAGAUCGUCAGAGUGUGUUUGGGCAUGAAGAUGAAUUGAAGGUGGCACCAAAGGGCGUGGAUAAGAAUCACAAAGAUAUCGCCCUCCUCAAAUGUCGCUCCCUCGCAGUUUCCUGUCGGUUCACAGAUGCCCAAGUCGUUGCACCUGGAUCCGAGUUUAUGAAUACACUGCGUGGUGUUGCAGGUGUAAUGACACCAUUUGUCCAUUGGUGAGUGCUGUUGCUGGCUUUCUCGGACCGAUUCCGAACCAGAGGCGCCAUUCGCACUGAGUGCUUCAUUUUGAGUAUAGCGUUUGGGGGACAUGGACUAACAUCACCUCCUGUAGUUUGAAUGAUCUGAUGACGCUU
Messenger RNA from Suillus subaureus, 1182 nucleotides. RefSeq lists its product as uncharacterized. NCBI's taxonomy places the organism in Eukaryota, Fungi, Basidiomycota, Agaricomycetes, Boletales, Suillaceae. Bases 68 to 1048 code for a protein of 326 amino acids. The record is from RefSeq and is a predicted model, not a curated record. The transcript has 7 exons.